AGUCGCGCAGUUCAACCCAUAACCAGCAACAUCAAAGCUCUGCCACGUUUUCAUUCAAUUCCGAAACGACUGAAACGAAACGUGCGACGCCUGCAUAGAAGAUAGAUAAGACCGCUCUCCAAACUCUCUCAAACCUACACCCGACAACCGGCAGCAGCAAGCCCCGGCCACUGGGCUAGAGAAAGGCAUAAAGCAAUCCGCCGACGCCGCACAGCGCUCAUUCGCGCGCCGCUCGUGAACCAUCACAGCAUCCACCGUACAAAAAACUUAUUCAUACACAUUCAGGAUGGCCGGCACGCUGACGAAGUUCUGCAGAACGGGCUGGGGCCAUGCGCGUCUGGCCGUCGCCUCUCAACAACGACAUGCGUCCAGAGUGGUUGCAAAAAAUCCAGUCGUCGAGAUGGACGGCGACGAGAUGACACGUAUUAUUUGGGAAAAGAUCAAAGAACGUUUAAUCUUUCCCUACGUCAAAGUUGAAUGCCUUUAUUAUGAUUUAGGUCUACCUUACAGAGAUUCGACUGAUGAUCAAGUCACAAUUGAUGCAGCGAACGCGAUUCUGAAACACAAUGUCGGAAUUAAAUGCGCCACUAUUACUCCCGAUGAGCAGCGCGUGGAGGAAUUCAAAUUAAAGAAGAUGUGGUUAUCACCGAACGGCACCAUUCGUAACAUUCUCGGUGGUACCGUUUUCCGUGAGCCUAUUCUUUGCAAGAACAUUCCGAAGUUGGUACCUGGCUGGACUAACUCGAUCAUUAUCGGGCGUCAUGCUCAUGGUGAUCAGUACAAGGCGAAGGACUUUGUUGUUGAUAAACCAGGCAAGGUGGAGAUGAUUUUCACCGCUAGUGAUGGUGAAGUGCGCAAGUACGACCUCUUCAACUACAAGGGCGGUGGUGUUGCUAUGGGCAUGUACAAUACUGAUGAGUCCAUUGCUGCUUUUGCGCACUCUUCCUUCCAAGUGGCUCUUGCCAAGGGCUGGCCACUAUAUCUUUCCACUAAGAAUACCAUUCUGAAGAAGUACGAUGGUCGCUUCAAGGAUAUCUUCCAGGAGAUUUACGAAAAAGAUUACAGAAAGCAAUAUAAAGAUAAUAACAUUUGGUAUGAGCAUCGUUUGAUUGAUGAUAUGGUCGCACAGGCCUUAAAGUCUAAUGGCGGUUUUGUGUGGUCUUGUAAGAACUACGACGGUGAUGUCCAGUCAGACAUUGUCGCACAAGGUUACGGUUCAUUAGGUAUGAUGACAUCGGUUUUAAUGUGUCCCGAUGGUAAAACAAUUGAAGCUGAAGCUGCCCAUGGCACUGUUACCAGACAUUACCGUCAACACCAAAAAGGAAACGCUACGUCCACGAACCCCAUUGCUUCAAUCUUUGCGUGGACUCGCGGAUUGGAACACCGUGCUAAGUUGGACAAUACUCCCGACCUAGCAAAAUUCGCUCAAACUUUGGAAAAGGCGUGCGUUGAUUGCGUUGAAGGUGGUCGCAUGACUAAAGAUUUGGCAGCAUCGAUCUACGGUUUAAAGAACGUCAAGGAAAGUCACUAUCUCAACACCGGCGAUUUCCUCGAGGCAAUCGCGGAUCAGCUGGAGAAGACAAUGAAGUCCUGCUAAUUUAAUUAUUUAGCUUAAUUUUGCCUAACGCAUUAUUUUUUUUAUAUGUGAAGAAUGAUUUCGGCAAGGCGAAUUGUUUUGUAAGUGGUUAUUCAAUUAUUGAAAGAAAUGAUGAACAAAAAAUGAAGACAUUUGGAAAGUGAUACAAAUUUUAAUACAAAAAAGAAGAACACGAAUAAAUAUGAAUUUUUAUGAAA
Molecule: messenger RNA, 1794 nt
Organism: Dalotia coriaria
Lineage: Eukaryota; Metazoa; Arthropoda; Insecta; Coleoptera; Staphylinidae
Product: isocitrate dehydrogenase [NADP] cytoplasmic-like
Exons: 5
Coding region: 287-1597 (436 amino acids)
Biological process (GO): NADP+ metabolic process; isocitrate metabolic process
Cellular component (GO): mitochondrion
Molecular function (GO): NAD binding; isocitrate dehydrogenase (NADP+) activity; magnesium ion binding
Source: RefSeq, a predicted model, not a curated record